Saccostrea echinata is the source of this 2259-nucleotide messenger RNA. RefSeq lists its product as uncharacterized. Gene Ontology annotation, biological process: receptor guanylyl cyclase signaling pathway; intracellular signal transduction; cGMP biosynthetic process. Gene Ontology annotation, molecular function: guanylate cyclase activity; peptide receptor activity. NCBI's taxonomy places the organism in Eukaryota, Metazoa, Mollusca, Bivalvia, Ostreida, Ostreidae. The transcript is spliced from 7 exons. Bases 27 to 2207 code for a protein of 726 amino acids. The record is from RefSeq and is a predicted model, not a curated record.
AAUCUAAAGUAUCGCCGAAGGCGAUCAUGGCGACGCCGAAGGCGAGAAAUAUAUAUGUUGAUGACGAUGCAGGAAAGAUGGUGUUCUUACCAGAAAUAGAUAACCCAAGCAAACAUACUGCAUUUAGUCGAGGUAUCUGCUGUAACGCCCCGCCGUUGACGGAUUCGGACAAGAAGAUUCAGCUGAUUAAGAUGUUAUGUCUGACCGUACUACCAGUACUAGGCGUGUGGUCUUACAGUGUGUAUAUGCUUUCAGACACCAUAUCACUCAAAAGCGAAAACGAGGCAACCAGGAAAGCUUUGGUAUACAGUGUCGAACUUGGAAAGCUGGUCCACCACUUGCAGAAGGAACGGGAUAUGAGUGUUUUAUACCUUAGCGCUCUUCGUCCAGAAACCAAAACUUUUCUUCUGGCAGAGUACAUUGCAACUGACAAGGCGAUAACAAGACUUCCGGUUUGGCCUGGAAACUUGGAUAAACUCGACAGGACGGAGUUUUCAACACGCGCCAAUUUGGUUCAACAUCUUAACCGUAGACGACAAUCUCUGACUCCUUCCGAGGUGUACAUUCAAGAUGAAAUCGACUUCUACACUCGCAUCAUCAAAGUUGUCAUCGUUUGGUUGUACGACUCGAUUAACGAAUCGAAAUUUGCCGUCGUAUGGAAAACACUCGUUGCAUAUCAGAAGUUGACGAGUGCAAAGGAAGACGUAGGAGUGGAAAGGGCUUUAGGGACUAUGUUCUAUGCCAAUGGAGGAUUUGAGAACCAUUUUUACUACCAGAUGUAUUACAGUAGGGUACACAACUUCCGGGCGUAUUACAAGACUGCUCAGUUGUAUUCCGAUCGUGUUCGGUUAUUGUACUCGUAUGUUGUAAGCGAGGCCGGAAAUAACUUAACAGACAUUAUAGAUUCUUUUCGAUCAGAAAUCUUACACAAUGUAAAAGACGGCAAUAACACUUUACCGGAAAUGCAGAAAGCUCGUUGGUGGUUUGAUAAUAUGACAAUGUAUCUCGAUACCUUACUUGAUGUUCAACAAGAUCUUGGAGAGGAAAUUCUGGCGAUUCUUGAUACCGUAAUUGAAAAAGUCCAGACUGAUUUAGCCGUUAGUGCCACUCUUCUCGUGGUGGUCAUCCUAAUGUGUCCAUUUGUCAUCUAUAUGACUGAGUACGUCACAUCCGUUUUCCAUAAAUAUGCUCUAACCUUGAUUGAUAAGACGAAAGAGUUGGCAAGAGAAAAAGCGAGAACUGACUCUCUUCUAUAUCAGAUGAUACCAAAACCUAUUGCCGACCAAGUUAAACAUAGCAAGAACAUCAAACCCGAAUACUUCAAAGUAGUCACAGUUAUGGCCUCUGAUGUGUGUGGCUUCUAUAAGAUGUCAUUAGAAUGUUCGGCACUGCAGAUUGUCGAUUUGCUGAAUACCCUAUACGAAGCCAUUGAUAAACUGUCGGAGUCCUAUAAUAUGUACAAAUUAGAAACUCUUAAUGAUUGUUACAUGGCUUUAUCAGGGCUACCUGACAGAAAUAAGUACCACGUGACAGAAGUUGCAAAUUUCGCUCUCCAGUUAAUCGACUUGAUCAGUAAACGGCAGUUCAUCGUAAACGAGGAUCGCAUUGUUCAAGUCAGGAUUGGGAUUAACUCAGGGCCUUGUGUGGCAGGUAUUGUCAAUACCGUGAUGCCGCGUUACUGUGUGGUUGGUGAAACGGUUAACAACGCAGCAAGAAUGAUGUUCUACAGCACGGCGAACAGAAUAAAUAUUAGCCAUGGAACCUAUACAGCGCUAGAGAGGACUGGGAACUACAUCUUGAAAAAGAGAAACAAACAGGGCAAAAACAGCAUGUACUGGCUGAUCAGAAAAAUUGAAAACGGGAACAAAGACUCCAUUAGAUCAUCUUCGUCAUCAGAAUCAGAAUCGGAGUCCGAAAACUCGGAACCCACUGUGGACCAGAACAACUCUGCCGAGGAAAGUCAGCAAGAGGAUAUUCCGUUUCCUUUUCGAGCCAGACUUCCAAUGCCGAACUAUAACGAAGAAGAAGAUGUCCAACUGAGCAGGAACAAGCAGGACAUGUACGCGGAGACUCAGCAAAAACCGGAAGAGGCAGUGCCGCCAUCACUUUCCUUCCAUAAAUCAAAAGACGACAAUCACAGUAACCUCAACGAUCUUACGAAAGACGUACAGUACAACAACGUUAAGUUAGCACUAAAUUUGGUAUAACAUACUCAAGUUAACGAAGCACGCGUAAGCCAUAAAUGUUAAGGAAGAAAGU